AUGGUGGACAAUGCUAAUACCUCCAGCUUUUCAUCCUUUUUCUUGGUUGGUAUUCCUGGGCUUGAAGUCUACCACUUUUGGUUUGGCAUCCCUGUUUGCCUUUUGUAUGCCCUGACUCUGAUGGGGAAUGGCCUCAUUGUUCUUGUGAUAAAAGAAGAACCCAGCCUUCAUCAGCCCAUGUUCUUUUUCCUUUGUAUGCUAGCUUUUGAUGAUGUGGCUAUGGCCUCAACCAUAGCCCCCAGGAUGCUUGGAAUAUUUUGGCUGGCUGCUCAUGUCAUUGGAUUUGAUACCUGCGUGGUCCAAAUGUACUUAAUCCACACUUUUUCCAUCAUCGAAUCAGCUCUUUUGGUAGCCAUGGCCUAUGACCGCUAUGUUGCCAUUUGCCGUCCGCUGCAUUAUGCCACCAUCCUGACCACUCCUUUGGUCCUCAAGCUAGGGGCAGUAAGUGCGGCCCGAGGUGCCAUAAUGGUCUUGCCCUGCCCACUACUCAUUAAACGGCUGAGGUAUUGUACUCAGAGUGUUAUCCGACAUACCUACUGUGAACACAUGGCCGUGGUGAAACUUGCCUGCACCGAUACCUACAUAAAUCGUAGCUACGGCAUCUUUGUGGCUCUCUCAGUCAUAAUUAUGGACUUUGGACUUAUUUCUAUGUCCUAUGUCAAGAUCCUUCAGGCCGUCUUCCGACUCUCCUCUAAGGAGGCCCGCUCUAAGGCCCUGGGCACUUGUGCUGCCCAUAUCUGUACUGUCCUCUUCACCUAUAUACCUGCCCUGUUUAGUUUCCUCACCCACCGUAUUGGCAAGCGGGUGCCCCCAUCCCUUCACAUUAUCUUUGCCAGUAUAUAUCUCCUGGUGCCACCCACAGUCAAUCCAUUAGUCUAUGGUGUAAAGACGAAGCAGAUCCGUGACCGAGUGGUCAUUCUUUUCCUCAGGAAAAAGGAUAAGUUCUCCACACACUAAUACAGACUUAGGCAUGACAUUUUUUUUAAGACUGGAAUCAUUUACUGUGAGAGAUUGGGCUGAGAGGACAAUGCAGUG
This is a messenger RNA of Monodelphis domestica (gray short-tailed opossum), 1035 nucleotides long. Its product is annotated as olfactory receptor 52P1-like. Gene Ontology annotation, biological process: G protein-coupled receptor signaling pathway. The record is from RefSeq and is a predicted model, not a curated record. Gene Ontology annotation, molecular function: G protein-coupled receptor activity; olfactory receptor activity. NCBI's taxonomy places the organism in Eukaryota, Metazoa, Chordata, Mammalia, Didelphimorphia, Didelphidae. Gene Ontology annotation, cellular component: plasma membrane.